Messenger RNA from Bactrocera latifrons, 696 nucleotides. RefSeq names its product protein phosphatase 1 regulatory subunit 11. The coding region runs from base 38 to 532 and encodes 164 amino acids. The transcript has 4 exons. Gene Ontology annotation, molecular function: protein serine/threonine phosphatase inhibitor activity; protein phosphatase 1 binding. Lineage: Eukaryota; Metazoa; Arthropoda; Insecta; Diptera; Tephritidae. Gene Ontology annotation, cellular component: nucleus. The record is from RefSeq and is a predicted model, not a curated record.
CGAAGAAAUGUGUUAAGAACAUCUUUAAUUAGUGGACAUGUGGCAACCAUUUGGGUACUUAGAAAAGUGUCAAAGUACUAGAAAAGUGUCAAAUCAGAAAAAUAUAAUGGAUACUCUUGCAUUGCGAGAUUCCGCCACUGAAGUUGUAGUGGUAGAUAAUUCUGCUGGUUUGGAAGAUACACUUGAUUCAACUCCAGUACUGCGUCUUCGUUUGAAAAAGCCGAAAUCGGACAGACAAGUUGCCUGGCGUGAGGGUACCAUUGAUAAUGAAGGCAUGGGGAAAAAAAAAUCGAAGUGCUGCUGCAUAUAUAAAAAGCCGGUAAGUUUUGGAGAAAGCUCAUCUUCCGAUGAUGACGAGUGUGAGCACUGUUUUGGGCAUCCUGAAAAGCGCCGGAGAAAUAUCAAUAAAAGCCAUAAUCAGGGUAACGAUUUAACGGAUAACAACAGUAAUGAAAACAGAGAAUCUGAAAUAGAUAUUACUGAAAUACAGCAACCAAAGGAUGAAAAUGGCUCCCACGUUAUAAGUGAUUGACCAUAAGUUACAAACUUUUAACGAGAAUCAGUUACAGAAUCAUUAUGCAAAUUUUGCAACAAUAUAGUUUGUUAUUUUUUUUUGUAAAUCCCAAGUUAGGUGUCAUUCGUUUCUAAAUAAAUUGCAACCUUUCGGUUUGUUUACCUAAAUUUAUGAUAAACGAA